Messenger RNA from Haemonchus placei, 273 nucleotides. The record is from the annotation of a GenBank genome assembly. NCBI's taxonomy places the organism in Eukaryota, Metazoa, Nematoda, Chromadorea, Rhabditida, Trichostrongylidae.
AUGAGGCUCCUUCUGAAACGAGUUCGUCUAGUUGGAGAGGCUGCGCGAGCACGACGACUUCGUACGGAUGCCCGAUACGACUCAGACGAGCAAUUAGGAGGAAACGGCUUAGCGAUGGUAAUUGUGAAAACCGUGAAGGUUGGUGCUCAUGCAGUCAACAAAGAAAUAUGCGUCCAAGGAGGACGGUGGAAUAAAUUUUCGGAAUUCAUGCAGCACUUCGUCAUAUCUGUCCGACGGGAAGAUAGCUGCCCCUGCAUUUCCGAAAAGCUCUGA